AUGCUGGCUGUCGCAGACUGCUCAGGUGAGGUCUGUGCUGUCCCACCGGGGGCGUUGCCCUACGGAGCCGCGCCGGCAGGCAACGCGUUGAUGCUCGCCGCCUUUGCCGCCCUGACCCUGCCGGUGAUAUACGCUGGUCUUCGAUACAAAACCGUUUUCCACUCGGUCUUUCUCCUAGCCGCCCUUCUCGCUGGCGUUGUCGGCCAUGUCGGCAAGGUCUUCUUGACUGCCAACCCAGCCAGUCGCGCCUCUUCGGCCGUCUAUCUCAUGGGGACGCACUGGGCCGCCGUGUUGGUUGGCUCUGCCGUCAACCUCGUUCUUCCCCACGUGAUGGUCAUUUACGGCCAGCCGUUCCAGCUCGUUUCGGACCCUGUUUAUUUGAACAUAGCCUUCUUCAUCCUCGACAUCGUCACCCUGGCGUUCCAGUCUGUUGGCAUUGGCUUUGCCUCUGCUUCUAGCACGGUUAUCGGAGUCGCUCAGGGGGUGUACAUCCUACUCACGGGCCUCGCCAUCCAAGCCGUCAGCCUCCUUGCCUUCCUGGGUAUAUAUCGAUAUUUCCGACACAGGCUUUCCCAUCGACGGUAUAUACUCGACGACAGGUUCUCCUCCGUCUAUCUGUCUCGCCGGUUCAACUACUUCAUGAUAUGCGUCCAGGUGACGGCGUCUCUUCUCCUGGCCCGGACAGCUGUCCGGAUCGCCAUCUUUGCCAACGGGCUGGCGACCUCCUUUGCGCGCUCACAAGUCGCUUCUUUCCUCCUCGACGACACCCUCGUUCUCAUCGCAGCCCUCAUUCUGACGGUCUACCCCGCUGGCCGGGCAUUCGGCGCUGCUUGGGCCGCAACGUCGCCUGUGGCUUCGUCUGACCGUCCAGACCACCUCCCCUUGCCCCUCCGUCGGCAUCGCCGCAACCGAAGCUAUCCGAUAAAUAAGCGCGUUAUCUCUCUGCCAUAUUCGUCCCCGUCUACAUCGCCCCGAUUCAGCCCGGGGUUUGCCACGAGGCCGGGGAUGACACCGGGCCUCCCGGCCCACCCUUCCCCCCAAGGUGCGCCGCUUGUGGCGCCGCUGAUGUCCCCCAGAAACAAUCCUGUACACCAGCGGGUACCUUACGAUGCUACCCCUACGCAGACCGUGCCUUUUAUGGAUCCGCAGGAGAGCCCCGGCCUUGAUUUCGAGUCGGCCAUGUGGGCGGCAGCGCCUGUCGAGCAUGGGAGGAAGAGGAAGAUGUGGGGUGGUGGCACUUCUGCGCACGAGGCGAAUCAGAUGGUGGACAGCGACGUGUUGUGGAAUUGA
This is a messenger RNA of Thermothielavioides terrestris NRRL 8126, 1290 nucleotides long. RefSeq lists its product as uncharacterized. The transcript is spliced from 3 exons. The record is from RefSeq and is a predicted model, not a curated record. NCBI's taxonomy places the organism in Eukaryota, Fungi, Ascomycota, Sordariomycetes, Sordariales, Chaetomiaceae. The coding region runs from base 1 to 1290 and encodes 429 amino acids. Gene Ontology annotation, cellular component: fungal-type vacuole; plasma membrane.